GAAGAUUUGCAGGGAAGUGCAGAAACAGAGCCAGGUUUUAAGGAGAGAAGGGACAACGUGAUUGACCAGAGGGAGUCACGUGGUCGCUUGUGGAAUUCAGGACAGGAGGAAGUCUUUGUUAUCAGCACGGAGGGAGAAUAUGGAGUAGUAAACGGCGUGAUAUGCACUUUGCAAUCUGAGACACAAAAUGCUACACAAAGACAUUAAUAAGGAGCUUGUUUCCAGAGCGUUAGAAGUGGAAAAUCUUCUGGCUGAGAGAAAAUAUGAAGACCUUGCAUUCCACCUUACUUACUUUGAAAAAGCAGAAGUCACAUCAGGAAUUCUGCAGGGUACUGAUAUUGUCAGAGUUGUUUACAGAGUUCUUAAGACCUGUCCAAGAGGAGCAUUGAAAUUAAAGGCAAAAGUUUUAUUGUCCAAAUGGAAAAAACUAUAUAGAAAGUGUUGCCAUGAAACUAGCUGCAUUUGUGAGCAUUGUAGUAAAAUAUGUGAAAACAAAGAAGGUCCUGAGAAACUAGCUGUCGAUAUCCAAGAUCAAGUUCACAACAGUGAACAAAAAAUAUUGAUUAAUAAAAGCACAAGUAGCCCAUCUUCUUACAAAUUCAAUCUAAACAAAUCCGAUUCAAGCGCACAAGAUUGUUAUGGUAACCAUGAGGAAUCUGUUACAGACCAUGAAGUUCCUAAGAAAGUAAACGCUGAAGAUUUGGCUCUGAGAACCAAAUGCACAGAGCUCUUAUACCAAGCAUUGAGAGAAGACUCGGAAUGCCAAGAGAAACUGCAGAAUUUAGCAAAGGCAAUUGAAGAGAACAUCUAUAAAAUACAUGCUGGUAAUACCAAGAAAUACAGAAACUGCAUCAGAAGCAAAAUUUCCAAUUUGAAAAAUCCUAAAAAUUCCCAUUUAAAGAUGCAGAUUUUAUCCAGAGCUUUAAGUCCUAAGGUAUUUGCUGAGAUGGGUGUUAUGGAAAUGGCCUGCGAUGAAUUAAGGAAUCUUAGAGCAAACUACACUGAAACCUGUGUUCAGGAGCAUCAGCUACCACAAGGAGUUGAUGGUGUUCACACCAAUAAGAUCAGAUGUCGGAGGUGUGAUAAGUUUAACUGUACAGUAACAAUGAUAUCUAGGGGGACACUUUUUCUUCCAGGUUGGGUACGAACAGGAAACCCUGAUGAGGAGAUGAUGACAUUUGUAAUAUGUAAUGAAUGUGGUGAACAAUGGUACCACAAUAGAUGGGUCUGCCUAUGAGUUUGCACAUUGGACUUGAACUGUGUUUGGCUUUUUUUUUUCUAACAAUAGGUAAAUGAUCAGGACAUAAAUUAUUUAUUUUAGUGAACAAGAACUAAGAUUAUUUUAAAACUUACUUUAAAACUGUUAUGUCUACACUUAUUUCAGAGUAUAACCUUAAAAGUGUCUAAUUUAUUAAUAUACAACAGUGCCUCUUUGAAUACCAUAAGAAUAAGAGUUAAAACAGUCUAUCCUUGGCAAAGCAUUUUUUUAACAAAACUGUCACAACAAAUAUCUAUUUGUGAUCAAUAUUUCAUUCACUGAGAAUUCCGUAGGGUACUGUGGCAGCCCCCUCAGACAUGUAUAAUAAAUGUAGAAAUGGAGUAUUAUUAUUAUAUCUAUGGUGCCCAGACAUUACUGAUAUGGGAUUCUGUAUUUAGUAAAAGUCGAUUGAGAUAGGGUCUUUGGGUCAUUGCAUUACAAGACAAAGCAUAUAUUAAUAUUUAAAAAAACACCACCCAUUUCCCAGGCCUCAUAAUUAAUAUCUGAAUCAUUUGUAACUAGAUGUAACUAGAACAGUUAUCCAGUAAUCUGCUGGUCAGCAACUCAAAAUCUGCUGGGUUACAACCUACCUUUUGGGCAGUACUGUGCUGUAAAAGGAAUAUUUAAUUUUAAUUUAAAUAAACAAUAUACACUGUUAAUAUAAAUUGGCAAUAUUACUAUGAAAAGUAGAAGGUAUAAAAAGACAUAAAGAGAUACAUUUGCCACAGUAGACAAAAACAAUUGAGCAAAAAUCACACACUAAAGUAAAUGUUUAUUUGUUCAGAUAUCUGUUAGCUUUGGCUGAAAAUCCUGCAGCCCAGUGAUCACAUUAGGCUGUGGGUGCCUAUUUGCUCUGCACGGCUGCCCUCUUGUGAUGCAUUUAGAUUUCCCUGAAUUUUGCAGACCACUGCUGUUUUAAAGGCCAACAUGCUGUCUUACCUGUAUAUGUCCAGCCUAAGGAAUAAGUAAACUGUUAAUAGACUGAGUUAAUAGACCGGUAUUAGCAGUAUAAAACUGCUAAUCUAUUUAAAACUGCAUGAUGUAAGAUAUUAAACUGCAGAAGUUCUUAUAAAAUCACUCUGAGUAAGUGUAAUUUUUAAAUUUUUUAAUAAGAAAUGUAAAAGGAACACGGACAGUAAAUUGAGCUUCAACUCACUCACUACUAUGACCAAAGUGAACCUGCAUAGUUGGAUUUAUAUAAUGAAGUUAUGCCUUACUAAACCCCAGCCCCUUUUAAUUGUCCUCCCUUCCUGCUACCUCCCUGCACAGUAUAUUCUGUUCAAAAGUGUUAUUACAUGUUAACCUUCAUAAACAUACACAAGCACCAUCUUCUGCCUGCUCAGACAUAUUUACACAAAAUGUAAGCACAAGUGGGAAAUUUUGAGUGGCAGUUUAGAUGCUUUAUUUUUAUAGUGGACCUAUCACCCAGGCAUAAAAUGCUGUAUAAUAAAAGUCCUUUUCAAAUUAAA
Messenger RNA from Xenopus tropicalis (tropical clawed frog), 2727 nucleotides. It is a transcript of the gene tceanc, whose product is annotated as transcription elongation factor A (SII) N-terminal and central domain containing. Lineage: Eukaryota; Metazoa; Chordata; Amphibia; Anura; Pipidae. Gene Ontology annotation, cellular component: nucleus. The coding region runs from base 188 to 1237 and encodes 349 amino acids. Gene Ontology annotation, biological process: DNA-templated transcription. The record is from RefSeq and is a predicted model, not a curated record. The transcript has 3 exons.